Messenger RNA from Limulus polyphemus (Atlantic horseshoe crab), 2837 nucleotides. RefSeq names its product ubiquitin-conjugating enzyme E2 S-like. The record is from RefSeq and is a predicted model, not a curated record. The transcript is spliced from 4 exons. Lineage: Eukaryota; Metazoa; Arthropoda; Merostomata; Xiphosura; Limulidae. The coding region runs from base 88 to 771 and encodes 227 amino acids.
GGUUGAUUGAACGAAUCUUCAACGAGUAAGGGGACGUUGAUUUUCGCGAUAUUAGAAAAGGCUUGUUGGAGGUAGUGACUGAUAUUUAUGUGUGCCAGAUAUUCCACAGAAAUGUCAAAUAACUCAAAUGUGGAGAAUUUGUCACCUCAGGUAAUUCGGCGAAUUUCAAAGGAAAUGUCCGAACUAGUUACAACACCACCAGAAGGCAUUAAGAUAUUUAUAAAUGAAGAGGAUGUUACAGAUAUACAGGCUGUUAUUGAAGGUCCAGCUGGGACACCCUAUGCCAGUGGUGCAUUUCGUGUGAAACUGGUUCUCGGCAAGGACUUUCCAGUAGCACCACCAAAAGGUUUUUUUAUCACCAAAGUAUUUCAUCCUAAUGUAGCAAAAAAUGGUGAGAUCUGUGUCAAUACUCUCAAGAAAGACUGGAAACCUGAUCUUGGACUGAAGCAUGUCUUACUGACUGUGAAGUGUCUUCUUAUCGUUCCCAAUCCUGAAUCGGCACUAAAUGAGGAGGCAGGAAAACUUCUGUUGGAAAGAUAUGACGACUACUGCCAGCGAGCAAAAAUGAUGACCGAAAUUCAUGCUCGCCCUCCAAAACUUGCAAAAGAAGGUCUUGAGAUGGAUCCAGCAUCUUCGUCAGCAGGUACCAUAGUCAAGGGUGUUGAAGGUCCAAUGGCCAAAAAACAUGCCUCUGAGAAAAGUAAAACAAUAGCAGAAAAGAAAAACUUGAAAAUUAUGAAAGAAAAGAAGAGAACCUUGAAGAGGUUAUGAGGGUAUAAUGUAUUGUCAGCCAUUUUUAAUUAUUAGUGAGAUGGGCAGAUACAGAAAUAAAAACAUAUCGUGUAUGCCCAUUGUAUGUGUGUGGGUGUACACAUUUAAUGUGUGAUGUAUAUUGUUCAUUUUAUUGUGAAGCCCCUUAUGUACAAAAUGGAAAAUAACAAAACCUAUUUUAAAACCCAUAUCAAUUGCCAUAUUUUAUAAUACUAAUGUAUAUUUGCAGUAGUAAAAAUCAUUUAGGCUUUCAUUACAUUAUCAUUGUAACAUGAGAAGAAGGUGCAUAGGAAAUAGUGUCUUUUUGAAAGUGAAUUAGCUUAAUAGGUAAAAAAUUAAGUCCCCAGAAUUAUAAGUCCAAGUUUCUUUUUCCUCUGGGUAUUUAUGUUUAGUAAUUAAUCAGGGAUGUACAAAGUGAAGAGUAAUUGCUACUUUUCUGUUUAAUGUUUAAAAAUUAAGAUAUAAAUCUUUGUGUUUGGAUUUAUAAUUGGUUUAUUCAUUCCUUGCUUAUCAUUUGGAGUUUGUGGGAAAAAAAUCCCUCAUAUUUAUACAUGUGCUACUUAAGCCAUCUACGUAUCUAAUAUGUUAGGGUGGAAGUAUUAAGAAGUAAAAUGUGACAUUAUUAAUGGGACAUUUAACAUAAGAAUACUGGAAUGUAUAGUUUUAUUAAGUAAAAUUUAGUGGGGGGGAACCAAUUAUUCUUAAAGCUCAAAUUAGGAAUUUAUAUUUCAAAGAUUUCCAAUUUAGUCACCACCAGUAGGUGCAUUUUGUCAGUGUAACAGGGUUAACUGUUCAAAUUAAUUAUUGAAUAAUCAUAAUUUAAUAAAUGAGCAUUGUUUUGAGAUUUAAGUGCUAUUGGCCAAGUGUAAACAUGUAUGUAAUAAUCUUAGUGCCAACAUGGUUUUAACAAAGGAUAACUUAAGGUUAAUUAUGUAUGAAUAUGUAAACGGCUCUUUCAGAAGAAUGAAUAAAGUCUAAUGUAAGUAUGUUGUAUAAUGAUUCAAACGUGGGCAUGGUCAAAGAAAUGAAUGGGUAUGUGAGAGUGAGCUGUUCUUGUUAUGUUCUUCAUAGUGGGAUAUAGCUGGAAUUCUCUGGUUUUGUGUAUUAUGGUAGAAGAGUAGGAAAAAUUUAGGUUAGUUUGUAUACAGAGCCAGGCCUAAAUCACGUGCUAAUAAUAAGAUUAAACACCUUACUGAAUAGCUUUUCCUUUAUCUGUAGGCAAACUCAAUUGAUACAGGGAUGACAAUAAAUGUAUAUUGUAAGAUACCAGAAAUUCUGUCUUUGUUAGCCUUGAAUUUAAUUGAAGUCAUUCUGAAUUAAAAUUUUAGCAUUACAUUAAAAGUCAUCCCCUUUUUAUAUACAUAUUUAUAUGUUUUAAUUACGAAGUAUAAUAUGUAACUGUGAAACCUGUUUUUAAAUAUUUGUUAGUGCCAUUAUAGCAUAAAACAAGAUCAACAACACAUUAUUGGCAUGCAUGUUUUAUGAGUAGAGAGUGCAGUAUAUUGUAUGCUGUAAUACAUUUAUAUCAUGAGAUAUAGAUUAUUCAGUCGUUUUGUACUUGAUGUUGUGGUAUGGAUUUUGUCAUAAAAUUUUCAAUUCCUAUCCUGUUCUAACAAUGGUGUUAUGUUCAUGAAUAAUUGGGAUACUGGUACGAGACUUGGAUAUAAUGUAAUGCAGGAAACUACUAAUGCUUAUUAUCUUCAUUUUAUGUUUAUUUCUUGGACAACAUGGUGGUUACAUCAAAACCUUGAGCAUUGAUUACUUUAUAAUUAUAACUUUCUGUUCUGAUAGCAGAGGAAUUUCACUGACACACUUGGUAUUGUGAUUCUUUAAUUGUUCACUCCAGCAUUCUUUAUGUCUUAAGUGUGGCGUAGUUGUUUUACAAGGAAAGAAAGUGUCAGUUAAAAUUUUGCUUCUUACAAACCUUCCACAUCACAAAAGGGUUCAUAAAGAGGCAUAGUCUAAGUGUUUCCUAUUAAAAAUUUCUCUGAUUUUUGUGUAACUAUCAUAUUUCAUGGAACACUUCAUUAAACAUUCUUUUGAAAAAUAAAGCUCAUGAUUUUUAA